Molecule: messenger RNA, 812 nt
Organism: Sinocyclocheilus anshuiensis
Lineage: Eukaryota; Metazoa; Chordata; Actinopteri; Cypriniformes; Cyprinidae
Product: transcription factor IIIB 50 kDa subunit-like
Exons: 1
Coding region: 1-585 (194 amino acids)
Source: RefSeq, a predicted model, not a curated record
AUGAAAUACACCUUCAAUAAGUUCUGCAAGAUCGGACAAGCACCUGAACAGUCGUGGUGCAGGAGCAGAGAUUCGGUUGUGAGGCGGCUGAAAGAGCUGCGGGACGUGCUAUGUAAACUGGGCCGAGAGCUGCCGUGGCUGAGGGGCGGCGAGGUGGAGCCCAACACCGUGGUCAAACUGGUGGAUGACAUCUUGAAGAACCGCAAGGCGUUGCUCAUGAGGGCCGUUAGAAACUACGAACAACAACUGCAAAAUGAGACCCAAAUGACAGAAUGCGACAAAGAGCCAUCAGAUUCAAACUGCUCUGAUUCACCUUCCUCAAAGACUCCUGAGCUCGUGCAUGCCGGUCAGGCAGAAUGUGAGAAUCCUCCUGAUAAGGAAGCCACAGAUUGUCAACUACCACCAAACCACUGGAGUAAAAGGCACUUGUUUUUACCUCCCUGCGUGAAGAGUCGCAAGCGGCGGAAGGUUGACGCUCUGCAGCUGAAAGUGACCGGAGAUGAAGACAUAUCAGACAAUGAAAUAGAAUCAUACACUCUUAAAAAAUGCGGGGUUAAAUAUAACCCAGCGCUGGGUUAUAUUUAACCCCGCAUUUUUUAGAGUGUACAUUCACUCUCGGGAUGAAAUGGAAAUGUAUCGAAAGGUUCGGAAGGAGCUAAAGGAGGCAUAAUUGUGUCAUAGUGUUAACGUAUAAUUAAUUGCUGCUGAUUUCCUGAUACCAUCAGUUUUUUUUGUUAUUACAUUGAUUUAAUUUAUUUCAAAGAUUGCACUGAUUGUUCUGUUCAUUGUUAAUAAAUGCAUUUUUGUUUGAA